GAUGGAUCAGAGGCCAUGUCGAUUUUAUUCAUCAACUUUUCUUAGUAAAGUCCUUUGUUACCAUGAAGUUAUUUGUUCUUGCUGCUGCUGCUCUCUCUACCCUUGGCCUCGCUCAGGCACUCAAUCAGCCUCGUUGCCGCACGACCUACAAAGCUGUUAACGGAGAUACUUGUCAAUCAAUCGCUAGUAAGCAUGGUAUUACCAAGGACCAUCUUUCUGAGUGGACCAAGAAGAUCAAUGCCAGUUUUGACUGUGACAAGGUAAAGCCUGGUGAUUCAAUCUGCUUGAAUUAUGAAGGCCCUAUGGAAAAGAGAUCUGUCAAGAAAGCCCCUACCAAGAAGCAUACCACUACCAAAAAGCCUGUUCAUCGCAAAAAGCAUACCACUGCUAAGAAGCCAGCUCAUGCAAAGGACAAACGUGAAGUAGAGGAAUCUACUGGCCACAAGAAGAAGCCUGUCCAUCUCAAAAAGCACACCACCAAGCCUGUGCCUCCUUUCAAGAGUCAUGCUCGUGACUAAUGCCAUUGGUUUUAACUAAUCUAUGGAUUUAAUAAAUCAAAGAAAUGUUUCUUUAUAUUCUU
Messenger RNA from Rhizopus microsporus ATCC 52813, 580 nucleotides. RefSeq lists its product as uncharacterized. The transcript is spliced from 3 exons. NCBI's taxonomy places the organism in Eukaryota, Fungi, Mucoromycota, Mucoromycetes, Mucorales, Rhizopodaceae. The record is from RefSeq and is a predicted model, not a curated record. The coding region runs from base 63 to 518 and encodes 151 amino acids.